Halichondria panicea is the source of this 1732-nucleotide messenger RNA. RefSeq lists its product as uncharacterized. NCBI's taxonomy places the organism in Eukaryota, Metazoa, Porifera, Demospongiae, Suberitida, Halichondriidae. Bases 69 to 1577 code for a protein of 502 amino acids. The record is from RefSeq and is a predicted model, not a curated record. The transcript has 6 exons.
CAACAAGGCACCCAUAAGUAUUCAUUUGGGAAAUAUUAUCUACUCAAACUGUGAAGCUGCAUGCAAGGAUGACGUCCACAGCUGUUUGGGUGAUGUUAGUGUGUAUACUACAAACAUCUCAAGUCCUAUGUCAGGGAAAUGUUUGUCGAGAGCCUCUUAUUACUGGUGAGAAGUACAGAGUGGAGGAUGAACAGAUCACAGCCAGUUCAAUCUUCUCUGAAGACUACCCCCCUCACAAGGCUAGGCUGGGGGGAAUGGAAUGGUGUGCACAAGAAGGUUUGGGUAUUGGCGCUUGGAUUCAAGUCGAUUUCAGAGAAAAUGUCAUAAUUCAAGAGCUACAGAUAGAGGGAGAUGGAGGAGAAUUCCAGUACUACCUCACUCAGUUUACAAUAGAGUAUGGUCCUAACAGUGACCAGUUGAGCAGCAUUCUCCAACCUAAUUCCACUGACCCGAUGGUCUUCACUAGACCAGACUCUCCCGAUGUCAGCACCACAGUCCUACCCAACCCCCUCACCACUCGAAUAUUGAGGAUUGUAGGUGUGGCAUUCUUUGGAGGAGCAGUGCUUUGUUUGGACCUGGAGGCAAUCGGCUGUGUCCUACCUCCAGUAUGUCGAGAGCCUCUUAUUACUGGUGAGAAGUACAGAGUGGAGGAUGAACAGAUCACAGCCAGUUCAAUCUUCUCUGAAGACUAUCCCCCUCACAAGGCUAGGCUGGGGGGAAUGGAAUGGUGUGCACAAGAAGGUUUGGGUAUUGGCGCUUGGAUUCAAGUCGAUUUCAGAGAAAAUAUCAUAAUUCAAGAGCUACAGAUAGAGGGAGAUGGAGGAGAAUUCCAGUACUACCUCACUCAGUUUACAAUAGAGUAUGGUCCUAACAGUGACCAGUUGAGCAGCAUUCUCCAACCUAAUUCCUUCCAACCAAUGGUCUUUACUAGACCAGACUCUCCCAGUGUCAGCACGACAGUCCUACCCAACCCCCUCACCACUCAAAUAUUGAGGAUUGUAGGUGUGGCAUUCUUUGGAGGAGCAGUACUUUGCUUGGACCUGGAGGCAAUCGGCUGUGUCCUACCUCUAGAUGCUACCACCACAGAUACCACACAAAUUACAUCAACAAACUUCCCCCAACGAACGGAUGACACUAUGACUGGGAACACAGGAGCUAUUGUGGGAGGGUCAGUGGGUGGAGCUACCUUCGUACUUGUGAUCUUAAAUGUCACUAUCAUUAUACUAGUGUGCCUACUAGUUAAAAGGAAUAAGGGGAGAAAUAUCAGGACAGAGGCCACGACUGGAUCCAAUACUGUGCAGAUUGCUGAAAAUGAGACAAAUUCAGAAGAGACCCGGGCACCCAAUACCCUAGAAAACAUGGGUGAAGUCUACUCAGAACCUACGGCAAUAGCCUAUGAGCCAAUUGCAAUUACAACUUUAAAUCCACCCAACAUGUAUACACAAGCAAAUACCAUAAACAAUGUGGAGGAGAGGGAUGGUGAUAUGACUCAGUACAUUGCUUUUGGGAAAUUGGUGGAGAAUGGAGCUACUAGUUUACCAGAGACAGAGGAUGGAUACGAACUUGUGUGGUUGUGACAUGUGCUCUCAAGUUGGACAUAAUGAGAAGUACUUCUACUCAGGCGGCUAUUUUAUAAUUGUUUAACAACCAUUUUAAAUAUGCUGCUCAGUUAAAAUGGGAAUUUUACUUCAGCAUAAAUUCAUAUCGUGUUCAUUAACAAUAUUGUUUGGUC